Messenger RNA from Amphimedon queenslandica, 1658 nucleotides. RefSeq names its product triokinase/FMN cyclase-like. Gene Ontology annotation, cellular component: cytosol. Gene Ontology annotation, molecular function: glycerone kinase activity. Gene Ontology annotation, biological process: glycerol catabolic process. The annotation marks the transcript as partial. The record is from RefSeq and is a predicted model, not a curated record. NCBI's taxonomy places the organism in Eukaryota, Metazoa, Porifera, Demospongiae, Haplosclerida, Niphatidae. The transcript is spliced from 13 exons.
CAGUGAAGAGAGCCCCCCGAGCCGCCAUAAUAUUGAGAUGAGCAAGAAGUUGAUAAAUUCUCCAGAUAGAGCGGUAGAUGAGUCUCUUCAUGGUCUAGUUAGUGUUCAUCCCGGCCUGAGGCUGUUGUCUGGUCAUAGAGUGGUACUCAGAGCUGAUAUUGAGGACCUCAUUAAGACUGGAAAGGUAACUUUACUGUCUGGAGGUGGCAGUGGUCAUGAACCCGCUCAUGCUGGUUUUGUAGGUAAAGGAAUGUUAAGUUGUGCUGUAGCAGGAGCUGUGUUCGCAUCACCUCCCACUGAUUCCAUACUAGCAGCAUUAAAGGCUAUCUUUUCACCAGCCGGUGUACUAAUGAUCGUUAAGAACUACACUGGAGACAGAUUGAACUUUGGCAUUGCAGCCGAAAGAGCUAAGAGUGAACUAGGACUAGAUGUUAGAAUGAUUAUUGUUGGUGAAGAUACUGCACUACCAUCCACUGGUAAAUCAGCUGGCAGGAGAGGACUAUGUGGGACUAUAUUAGUACACAAGAUAGCAGGAGCAAUGGCAGAGAAAGGUUGUUCAUUGGAUGAAGUAGCAGCUACUGCUCAAGAAGUGGCAGACUCCAUUGGUACAAUGAGUGUGAGCCUGUCUCCUUGUUCUGUUCCUGGACACAAACCAUCAUUUCAAUUAGGAGAGAAUGAGAUGGAGUUAGGCCUUGGGAUUCAUGGAGAAGCUGGAGUAGAGAGAACAAAUUUGCAAUCAGCUAAUGAGGUAGUUGCUAGGCUGUUGGAUCACCUUACCUCCACUGAAUCAGGAUAUCAGUACUUCAAUCCACCUAAUGGUACUAAUGUUGGAUUGGUUGUUAAUAAUUUAGGAGGAACAUCAAAUUUAGAGUUAUCUCUCAUUGCUGGUUCUGCCAUUGACUAUUUAACUAGCAAGUUAUGCUAUAAUGUCACAAGAGCUUAUAUGGGAUCAUUGAUGACUUCAUUGGAAAUGGCUGGAGUGUCACUAACAUUAAUAAGAAUUAAGGAUCACUGGACAGAAUAUCUUGAUUAUCCCACUACUGCUCCUGGUUGGCCCAAUCAGCCACUAGGUCCUGAUGGUAGUCAGGAGAGGAAUAGUAACAAUGCUACAAUAAUAGGAUCAGGGAGUAAGAGGGAAACAGAGUUGAAAUCAACUAUUGGGCCACCUGUUACUACUGUUGGUCAGAAGAUGAGAGAUUGUGUAGUCUCCAUAUGCAAGUCACUGACAGCUGCUGAGGAAGAACUAGAUGAUUUGGAUAGAGGAAGUGGAGAUGGCGAUUGUGGGAGCACUUUAAAAGCUGGAGCUAAAGCAUUGACUGAGUGCAUUGAUAAGAUACCAUGGGAUGAACCCUCAGAAGCAUUGCUAUCUGUAUCUGAUGCCAUUGAGAGAAGUAUGGGAGGAACAUCAGGAGCUAUCUAUACACUGUUAUUGACAUCAGGAUCAAGGGUGAUUGGUAAAGGGGAGUGUCUCAGUAAGUGGGUGGAGUCUCUGAUGGAAGGAAUAAGAGCCGUAAAGCAGUAUGGUGGAGCUGAUGUAGGAGACAGAACAAUGUUGGACUCACUAGUUCCUGCUGCCAAGGCAUUACAGAGGUCCAUUACUGAUAGCUCCCCAUCACUGGAUGCAUUGAAGGCUGCUGUAGAGGUACAAUGCACUGAAU